UCAAAAAGAUGAGCCAAUUUUAAUAGCGUUAACAAUGUCCCCAUCUGCAUGGAGAUUGAAACCACCCUAUAAAUCUUUGCGCAGUACUGUUCUCAAUUUACAACUAUUUCGAAUCGAUAAUCUCGGCGAGUCAUUAAUUCCUAGGUUUCAGUUUCAUUGAUCUCCAAGACCAAUGUUGGCUGCUUCUGCUUCUGCUUCUUCCAUGGAGAAGACACCUGGCUCAGAGAUUCAGCUCCCUCCUGGUUUUAGAUUCCACCCUUCGGAUGAGGAGCUCAUAGUCCAUUACUUGAAGAACAAAGUGACUUCGAGUCCUCUACCAGCUUCUAUUAUAGCUGAGAUCGAUUUAUACAAGUACAAUCCAUGGGAGCUUCCAUCUAAAGCUUUGUUUGGAGAAGAUGAAUGGUAUUUUUUCUCACCAAGGGACAGGAAGUACCCGAACGGGGCGAGGCCUAACAGAGCGGCGGCUUCAGGGUAUUGGAAGGCGACGGGGACAGAUAAGCCAAUCCUGACUUCGUGCGGAACGGAGAGUAUUGGAGUGAAGAAAGCUCUGGUAUUCUACGAAGGACGUCCUCCCAGAGGAACCAAGACAGAGUGGAUCAUGCACGAGUAUAGACUGCGUGAAACCAUGAUCUGGACUCCCAAGCGAAAAGGGUCCAUGAGAUUGGAUGAUUGGGUGCUUUGUCGAGUGAGGCAAAAGAGCAGCACGCAAAGGAACAGAUGGGGAGAUAGAGAUAUUACAAGUCAUGAACCAGCCAACAGCUAUCUCCCAAAAUUGAAUGAGGUAUGGUCUUCAAACGCGAAUAACCCCAACGUUGAGAUGGCCGAAGGCUAUCUAUUCAGUGACUGCCCCAUGUUACCCUACAUUUUUGCCUCUCAAAACCUUCCUUGCUUUGAUACAACAACCUCGAGCAUCAGCUUCCAAAGCAGUGACAGAUCUUGCACUUCUGCCCAGGAGGCCAAUUCUGAUACGAAGAAAUUGCAGAUUUCAUUUUCAUCUCUUGAAAGCCUGUUUAACCCUUCGAAAAGAAAGUCUAUGGAAGGUGAUAACCAGGCCACAAAUUUUGUCCCACCAAGCAAGAAGCUCAUCUGGGAUGAGACAGAAAAGGAGGAAGUGAUCUCGUUAAGCAACGAUUGCAGUGACCUCAACUUUUAUGGAACAGACCACUCGGAAGGCAACAAUUUUAGCCCAGAUCAAUGGAACCCCAUCAUGCAGUAUCAGGAGCUUAAUCACCUGGAGUUCACGGAAGCUUGCUAGAUAAUUUCCGCAGUAUGUGGAAAAACUAUGUACGUAAAUUACAAAGGGUUCUUUCAUUGUGAUGAGGUUUGCAGAUAUAUACAAAAAGUUACUCAUUACGGCCUGGAUAGACAGAUUUGGUGAUCUAUUUCAUCAUGAAUUUGUCUGUGAAUUAGUAGGGUGAUUGCAAGGUUUGAAAUAUUUAUAUUGCAUAGAUGUACAAAAUAUUGUAAGUACAUAUGGGAAAUCAAAUAAAUGCCUUUGUGGCUACAACCAGAGCACAGAUUAGAGCUCUCUUGUGUUCUUUUGACAUUAAUUUGGUUAAAGCAUUGUCGCUGUAAUUUACAAAGUGUUAGCAUAAAAAUAAUGUUCGGUUCUUAAAAGUAUUACCGUUCAAGAAUAAAACAGAGCCGCUCCUAAUGAAGAGAAACAUUCCCGAAGACAGGGAACCAAGCAUGCACUAGGAAUGGACCAUAAGUGAUGCCUACAAGUUCGAAACUGGCAAUUGCAUACAAGGCUUAUCAACAAAAAAGAAAGAAAAUCAUGUGCAACACAGCAAAGAUUAUUCCAACAACAAAACAGUGUAACAUGGCAACACCCUCGCAUAAAUGAUAAAACCAUGUGCUCUCUCUCUACCCCUUGCUGCGAUUCUUCUAAUCCAAGAAUUACAAUAAGCUCUACCUAAAUGAGACAUGUACGUAAGAAUAUGACCUCCUCAAGAACAUAUCAUAAGACUAUAUUACUUAAUAGUCAACUCAUGUGAUACCUAGGAAAACUAACAGGGGUUAACAACAAUAUUUAUUUCCCAUUCUGCUGUAUAGUGCCACUACCCUGAAAAUACUCAUGAGUUUUUCCGUUCUUACUUACCUCUCUAUCUCUGUACAGAAAUUAGAUUCCAAAGGCACAUACAGCAGAGGGUUCAAAGCAGUUGUAUAUCAGUGAGAGAUUAGGUCAUAAUAUCAAAUCCUUAAAUUGUCUGCGUAUGUGGCAGAAUUGUAAUGAUGUAUCGUAAAGAAGGGACAUUAAGGCAGAAGAAACACCUCAAACUAAUGUGAUCAAAUCUCUGCAACUUACAUCAUAUACAAAGAUUGAAGUUCUUGAAUUUUGUAUAGAAAGAUAAACUCACAUUUUAACUGUGUGAACAAUGACUCCCACAUAAGAAACAAAUCAAAUACAAGAUCAAGCACGAGAGCAAGUCCUCCAAAUGAAAGACAAAACCAAAAAAGGCCGACAGCAUAAAAG
Theobroma cacao (cacao) is the source of this 2476-nucleotide messenger RNA. RefSeq lists its product as uncharacterized. The record is from RefSeq and is a predicted model, not a curated record. Gene Ontology annotation, biological process: regulation of DNA-templated transcription. Gene Ontology annotation, molecular function: DNA binding. NCBI's taxonomy places the organism in Eukaryota, Viridiplantae, Streptophyta, Magnoliopsida, Malvales, Malvaceae.